GCUGUUGAUGCUGAGGUUGAUGCCGGUGCUGCUGCUGCUGCUGCCACAACCACUAGUGGUGCAAGUCGUGCCGCUAGAAGCCCGGUGCCCGCAGCUCUCACCUCUUCCUGAGCCUGCGCUGCUGCUGCUGCAGGAUGCAGACACAGGGGCAGCAGGGAGAGCAGAUGACAUGCAUUCACCGGAGGCGGGGGCAGGGGAGGAAGCAGAGGAGGAGGAGGAGGAGGAGGAGGAGGAAGAGGAGGAGGAGGAGGAGGAGGAGGAGGAGGAGGAGGAGGAGGAGGAGGAGGAGGAGGAGGAGGAGGAGGAGGAGGAGGAGGAGGAGGAGGAGGAGGAGGAGGAGGAGGAGGAGGAGGAGGAGGAGGAGGAGGAGGAGGAGGAGGAGGAGGAGGAGGAGGAGGAGGAGAUGGGAAGUGCAGGGAUUGGAGGUGAUUGCAUGGUAGGGGGGAAGGGGGUCUGUGAGCCAGGGAUUGGGGAGCAUUAAAGAAGCUCGCAUCCGCAGAGCC
Messenger RNA from Closterium sp. NIES-67, 503 nucleotides. NCBI's taxonomy places the organism in Eukaryota, Viridiplantae, Streptophyta, Zygnematophyceae, Desmidiales, Closteriaceae. The record is from the annotation of a GenBank genome assembly.